Diabrotica balteata is the source of this 723-nucleotide messenger RNA. The record is from the annotation of a GenBank genome assembly. NCBI's taxonomy places the organism in Eukaryota, Metazoa, Arthropoda, Insecta, Coleoptera, Chrysomelidae.
AUGGCACCUCGUCGACACUUAGCGCAAGUUCAGGGCCUCGUCGGGGACGAGGUCACCGGCGGUGUCACCAGGUGUUGUGUGCCCACGGGAGAGUGUCUGCGCGCCCAGCAACAUAUGAACAACAAUGACCACAUGCUUAUUUCGUUGGACGAUCUCCGGGAUACCGUGCGAGUUACUUGCAAUAACGAAUUGUGCACAUCGGGAAGAUAUAUGCACCGUGAGUGCUUUGAUCAAUGGGAACAAUCCGUCUUAAGUUAUCUUAAAACUUGUGGCAGGGCUCGUUCGUGGUCCGAACGCCAAAGGCAUCAAAACCUCUGGACCAAGAAGGGCUACGAUUUAGCGUAUAAGGCUUGUGGGUGUAAGUGCGGUCGUGGACAUUUAAAAAAGGACUUGGAUUGGAUGCCUCCGCCUCCCACCAGUAAUAUAUUUGGUAGAAUCGAAGAAGUCGAUUCAGGAAAAAAGAAAAAACGUAAGAAUAAAAACAGUCGACCUACCCUUGCUAUUUCUUCCAACCACCCCAUCGGCAGUGAGAUAAGAGCAAGAACUGGUAGUUUGUCUUGCUCUAGUACUGGCUCUUCUAGUCCCCCAACUUCGGGAAGUGAACCCAGUGUUUCGCCCAUUCAUGCCCACUCUAAGAAGAAGAGUAAAGUUGAUCUACAAGAUAGAAUUCGGUUCAACAGUAAUUUGACCAGAAAGAAAGGCAUCUUUGGAUAUCCAAUCUAG